This is a messenger RNA of Cylindrotheca closterium, 1470 nucleotides long. The record is from the annotation of a GenBank genome assembly. Lineage: Eukaryota; Bacillariophyta; Bacillariophyceae; Bacillariales; Bacillariaceae.
AUGGUACCUGCACUUGUGGUUACUCCUCCUGUUGACCCCGAGCCGACUCCUCCUGCCGCUUCUCCCACUGCUGAUCAGUUUGGCCCCAUGAAGGUUGUCAAAUCGACGGACAAGGCGACCAAGGUCAAACCUCGCAACAAGGUGGUCGAUGCCUUUUUCAAUGGCGGUGGUACCUCCGAAGACCUGAUGCAAGAAAUCAAGACGUUGACCGCCAGGCAGCAAGAUUUUUUGUUGACCACCCGACGGGAUCUUCACAAAUGUCCCGAACUCAUGUACAAUGAAAAAAAGACAUCGGAUUAUAUUCAAAAGGCGCUCAAGAAGAACAAGAUUGCCUUUACCACCGGAUGGGGCGUCAAUACAUCCCCUGACCGGAUUCCGGGAGACGGAGGAUAUGGAAUUGUCGCGGACAUUGGAACACGGAAGGAACCCUGCGUGUUGCUUCGUGCGGACAUGGACGGUCUCCCCAUUAUGGAAAAGACGGUCGGCAUUGAUGAUUUCAUGUCGACCAAUCCUGGAGUCAUGCAUGCCUGUGGAAACGAUGGACACACGGCCAUGCUACUGGCGGCCGCAUCGAUCCUGAAGGGUAUGGAGCGUAGCAUCAAGGGAACGGUUCGACUUGUCUUUCAGCCUGCCGCCCAAGGAGGUGCUGGUGCCAAGAGAAUGGUCGAAGAAGGCUUGUUGACGGACGACCCCCAACCACAGCAUGCCUUUGCGAUGAAUGUCAACCCAAAGGUGGCUACUGGUAUUAUCGCGUCUCGACCUGGAACCGUCAAGGCGGCAGCCGAGCGCUUUGAGAUUACGAUCCACGGUGUAGGAGGCCAUGCGGCCAUGCCUCACUUGACGGUGGACCCCAUUGUGACUGCCUCCUCCAUUGUCAUGAACUUGCAAACACUAAUUUCCAGAAGCUUGAGUCCACUGGAAUCUGGCGUCUGCAGUGUCACCAAGUUUGAUGCCGGCAGCGCGUUCAAUGUGAUUCCAGCAUCAGCGGUCCUUCGUGGGACGAUCCGUGCCUUGACUACAGAGAUUCUAAUGGAUCUCAAGGGCAAGGUAGAACAGGUUGUCACCAGUACGGCCGAAAUGCACGGUUGCGAAGCUGGAGUUACCUAUUCUGUAGACUAUUAUCCUCCAACAGUGAACGACGAAGUACUGUAUGAAGAAUUUUCCAAAGAAAUUGGAGCCAUGUUGUCCGUGACUGGAGAAGUGGUCGAAAUUGAGCCAGGAAUGGGAGCGGAAGACUUUGGCUUUAUUUCGGAGGAAAUCCCAUCCAGCUACUUUACCAUCGGACAAGGCAGUGGAACCAAUCCACCGACAAACGUUGGAGUGCAUCACCCUCAUUUUGCGUUGGAUGAAUCCAUCUUGCCUCAAGGAGUAGAGCUUCAUGUCAACUUGGCAUUGCGCUGCCUUCACAUGCUUGGAGAGGUGGACUCGGACACCAACUGUUCGAUCCCGCAUGUAAUCGGAGUAAAAUAG